AUGACCGCCAUCGUCUCGGACUCUGUGAAUCUGACUCACGAGCACACUGACAAGCAGGGAGCACAGGGACCUUGCGGAGUCUUCCAGAGCUCGGCCGCAGAUAGGCAGAGAGUGCUCCGAAAGAUCGAUGUCGCUGUGGCAACAUGUCUGUCAGCUGUAUAUCUGACCCAAUAUCUUGACAAAACAGCUUUGCGUUAUGCGACCGUGCUUGAUCUGCCCAUCGUCGGCCAGCAGUACAAUCUCGUGGCUCUCAGUUUCCAUCUCGGCUACAUUCUGUGGGUCUUUCCAACACAGAUCAUCGCUCGGCGUUUCCCCUUGCCGCUAUAUCUGGGCGGCAAUCUCAUCGUCUGGGGCAUCGUUUUGGCCCUUCUGUCUAUCGCGAGAUCUUUUGUCGCCUUUUUCUUAUGUCGGAUGCUGCUGGGAGCCCUCGAAUCGUGUGUCUCGCCCCUGCUCAUUAUUGUUGUCUCCAACUUUUACACGAGCUCAGAGAAGGCGAAGCGGAUCGCUGUCUUCUACUCAAUGGAUGGCCUAACGCAAGUUCUCGGCGGUUUGCUUGCAUAUGCACUUUCAUAUACCCACAAUAACAAGCUCAAGAGCUACAUGCUUCUCUUCAUCUUGCUUGGCAUCUUCGCUGUCUUGGUCGGGCUGAUCGUCACGCUAUACCUGCCCGAGGCCCCCCAUCUUUGGUCGUCUGCUGCACCCGAAGAUAAAUUCAUCGCCAUGGAGAGAGUUUCUCUGGAGCAGACCAGCCGCAAGGUCGAUGGCAACCAGCGCGAACAGAUGCUGGAAGCCUGCUACGAUAUCAAAAUCUGGCUACUCUGCUUGAUGAGCUUGCUUGGAGCUCUGCCCAGCUCUGCGCUCGUGUCAUUUUCGACCAUUUUCAUGGGCACAUACGGCUACAGCGAUCGUACAGUCUUGCUCUUGUCCGGUCCGAUGGGUCUGCUGGCGUCCGCAAUGACCUUGAUCGUUUGCACGCUAUCUGAUCGCAGACAAGAUCGUUCGCGGCCAAUUAUAUUGGCAAUAGCACCCUCAGUAGUGGGCUGGAUAGUCCUCUUGGCGGCAUCAGAUGGCCCAAGGAUGCUAUCCCUAUUAGGCCUGUAUCUAGCUGGCAUUGCCUCUUCGAGCCCUGCCAUCAUCUUCUCGUGGAUAGCUGCCAACGUGGCGGGGUCCACCAAGAAGGCUUUCGCCGGUGCAGCAGUCAUGUUCUCUGCGGCACUGGGCAGCCUGGCGGGAACAGAAAUCUUUGAAGACGGUCGCAGUUUCAUGCCCGGCAAAUUGCUCUGCUUGAUCGUGCUGGUCAUCGAGAUGACACUCAGCUUGAUUCUUAGACGCCUGACGUUGGCAGCGCAACAGCGGAAGGCCGCUCUGCUUACAUUACGAGCCGCGAAGUUGACGCAGGUCGAGAUGGCGGCAGAGGCAGCCAAGGCAGCGUCUUCGGAUUUGACAGACAAGCAGAACCCUUAUUUUGCGUACACGGCCUGA
Messenger RNA from Mixia osmundae IAM 14324, 1482 nucleotides. RefSeq lists its product as uncharacterized. NCBI's taxonomy places the organism in Eukaryota, Fungi, Basidiomycota, Mixiomycetes, Mixiales, Mixiaceae. The coding region runs from base 1 to 1482 and encodes 493 amino acids. Gene Ontology annotation, cellular component: membrane. The transcript is spliced from 2 exons. Gene Ontology annotation, biological process: transmembrane transport. The record is from RefSeq and is a predicted model, not a curated record. Gene Ontology annotation, molecular function: transmembrane transporter activity.